GAAGCAAAAGCCUUAAUCAUUAACAUCCCAGCGGAGAAAGAAUCCUACAUCGCUACAAAGAGAACGUUGUUUUCUUGACAUAAAUCAUCAUGAACAAGUGGAUUUUCAUUCUAAUCGCCUACACUUUAACCGUCUAUACACAAGACGCUCUUGGAAUUUGCUGCAAUGAGAUAAAGACAUUAGCAACGAAGAAAAAGAAUGCCUUGAAAACAAUUUGCGCAUUUGGAAACAAUCUUCCCAGUGGUUGCUGUGGCGAUAUCAAGAAAGAAGUUUCGGCGUUCGAGGAGGCAUACAAAGUUUUGUGUCUCAACAUAUCAGAAAUCUUCAAAGAUUCCAGCAUUCUACAAUAUAAACACGACUGGGUUAUACAACUUGAAAAGUGGCUUCCUUCGAACUUGAAAAAGAAAAAGACCGUUCGCUGUUACCAAGCAACAACAAAUGGAUGGGGGGCAAGCACAUUCCACAGUCGCUGUGACUCAAAGGGACCAACAUUGGUCUUGAUAAAAAGUAAAUCUUAUGUAUUUGGAGGAUUUGCAUCAAAAUCUUGGGGAGGUAAGCUUGAAAGAAUUAUGCUGACAUUAGCUGUAUAUUUAGCCAAUAAAAUGUGAAAACUUAAUAAAAGAAACUACUAUGAGCAGAAGGUCCAUUUAUAGGAAAAGUUCAAUAUUAUCGUGAAUAUGUUUGAUAAUAACUAUCAACGCAUC
Messenger RNA from Xenia sp. Carnegie-2017, 704 nucleotides. RefSeq lists its product as uncharacterized. Bases 90 to 608 code for a protein of 172 amino acids. The transcript has 2 exons. The record is from RefSeq and is a predicted model, not a curated record. NCBI's taxonomy places the organism in Eukaryota, Metazoa, Cnidaria, Anthozoa, Malacalcyonacea, Xeniidae.